GCCCGGGGCCCAAGCAAUGCAGGGGUUAACUUUGCUGAAAACACAAUUAACUUUUCCCUAUCCUGCGUGGGGUGGGGUGGGGGAGGGAGGUAUUUAUUGCCUCGCUGGGGAGUGGGGUGGUCUCAGUGCCUCCUCUCUCAAAGGCACAGGCGCUUCUUUUGCAGAUCCUACGUAGGUGGCACCGGAUGCGGACGUGUUGUGUUGGAGGGAGAGAGAAAGAGAGAGAGAGAAAGGAGGGGGAAAAAAGGUUGAUAGGUUUGUGCGCGGGUCCCUCGUGCGGGCUGCGCUCCUCCUGGGUGCUAUUUGACAAUUCCUGACUCUACCAUUGGUCAGUGUUGGAUCAGAUGGUUGUAUUUCCUUCUGGCCCUCACUGGCACCUCGCCAUCCCCCCUCAGCUAAAACCCAAUCUCGGAUAUACUACUAAUAGGCGCGGCGCUCGGACUAUAAAACACAACAAAUCAUAAACCCGGCGGAGCAGCAGUGGCCGCGCGCGCCUCCCCUCCCAAUGAGUUCCUAUUUCGUGAACUCCCCCUUCCCCGUCACUCUGGCCAGCGGGCAGGAGUCCUUCCUGGGCCAGCUACCGCUGUACUCGUCGGGCUAUGCGGACCCGCUGAGGCACUACCCCGCACCCUACGGGCCGGGCCCGGGCCAAGACAAGGGCUUUGCCGCUUCCUCCUACUACCCACCGGCCGGCGGCGGCUACGGCCGAGCGGCGCCCUGCGACUACGGGCCGGCGCCGGCCUUCUACCGCGAGAAGGAGUCGGCCUGCGCGCUCUCCGGCGCCGAGGAGCCGCCCCCGUUCCACCCGGAGCCGCGGAAGUCAGACUGCGCGCAGGACAAGAGCGUGUUCGGCGAGACGGAGGAACAAAAGUGCUCCACUCCGGUCUACCCGUGGAUGCAGCGGAUGAAUUCGUGCAACAGUUCCUCCUUUGGGCCCAGCGGCAGACGAGGCCGCCAGACCUACACGCGCUACCAGACGCUGGAACUGGAGAAGGAGUUCCACUACAACCGCUACCUGACCCGGCGGCGGCGCAUCGAGAUCGCGCACGCCCUGUGCCUGACCGAGCGCCAGAUCAAGAUCUGGUUCCAGAACCGGCGCAUGAAGUGGAAAAAGGAGAGCAAACUGCUCAGCGCGUCCCAACUCAGUGCAGAGGAGGAGGAAGAAAAACCGGCCGAGUGAAGGUGCUAGAAAGGGAGGGGGGACGCGAAGGGAGAGGCCUGUGGGGAUGCCAAGGGCGUCCGAGAGCCGGGACCGGCUCUGCGGGCGGGGGAGCUUGGGGACCCGGCGCGCGACGGGCGGGGCCCAGCGCUAGCCCGGACCCGGCCGCCCCCCGGCUGCAGAGCUCUCGCCUGGCGCGCGCGCCGCCCCCCAGCCCACCCAGCACCCCGAGCGCCUCCUCCCUCCCGAGGACCCCGCCUCAGCGCCCCCCCUCCAGUUGGCUCCCCGGUGAGAACUGAGGGUCGGACUCACUUGACGUCUCCUGGAAGCAAAGCGAACCGCUCUUGCCCGCGUCGCGUCUCGCUCGGUCCCUGUCCCCCCCUUCCCACCCCCGUGCACGGUUCAAUGGUAGAGUCGUGGUCCCCUCAGCAGGGACCUCGAAGACUCCCUGACCUCCCCCUUCCCCAGACCUGUCGUCUCUCUCACCCGGUCCCCAAAGCCACUGGAAGGGGCACAUACUACCUAGAAGUCAGAAGAGGAGCCUCAGAAGAAAACAAAGUUAUAUUUUAUUAAUUUUCUAUGUGUUGUGUUUGUAGUCUUGUCUUAGCUCUGGACGUGAAAUACUUCGGUAAUAAUAUUAAUAUUAUUAAUAAUGAUGACAAAUAAUAAUAAAGACGUGGAAACUCGC
Molecule: messenger RNA, 1847 nt
Organism: Ochotona princeps (American pika)
Lineage: Eukaryota; Metazoa; Chordata; Mammalia; Lagomorpha; Ochotonidae
Gene: HOXB6
Product: homeobox B6
Exons: 2
Coding region: 506-1180 (224 amino acids)
Biological process (GO): anterior/posterior pattern specification; regulation of transcription by RNA polymerase II
Cellular component (GO): nucleus
Molecular function (GO): RNA polymerase II cis-regulatory region sequence-specific DNA binding; DNA-binding transcription factor activity, RNA polymerase II-specific
Source: RefSeq, a predicted model, not a curated record